Molecule: messenger RNA, 972 nt
Organism: Sparassis crispa
Lineage: Eukaryota; Fungi; Basidiomycota; Agaricomycetes; Polyporales; Sparassidaceae
Exons: 4
Coding region: 1-972 (323 amino acids)
Biological process (GO): nuclear envelope organization
Cellular component (GO): meiotic nuclear membrane microtubule tethering complex; nuclear envelope
Molecular function (GO): protein-membrane adaptor activity
Source: RefSeq, a predicted model, not a curated record
AUGGAUAACCCUCGACGGUUUGGUCCUGGGGAGUUUCUCAAGGAGCAUGCUUCUUUCAGUGAACGCGAACAGAAAUCCUCCAAAUCUUCGAUAUCCGAGCUGCGGACUUUGAAGCUCGCACCUGAAUCCCCUCCUGACUCUCAUGGGGAGGAUCUGCGGGUGAACUGCUUGGACAUCAACCCGAACAAUGGAGAACGUCUAAUUGUGAGCCAGAAGCACUCUUCUCGCCCUUCCGAGAAGCAUGCUCAAGCUACGAGUGCUACCGCACUCCUCAAGCUCACGGUACGACAUGCGCUGUCCGCUCUGAUUGUUACUGUCUUGGUCGAUUUCGCUAUGAAAUUCUCGUGUUUUGACAAAGCCUUCGUACCAAGUAUUUUUGAGGACUACAUCCCGAACAUGUGGAGCUGUGCAUCUUCUACGGCGGAUGCCAAUAGCUUUAGCCCUCCGUUCACAUACGGCACUUAUCCGGUGACAACUCCACGACAUUCGGUUUGCUUCGACGGACGACUUCAAGGUUCGCCUGACUAUGCCAGUUAUGCCAUGGGCGCAAGACCUAUCCAGGCCAUGAUUUCCGCCUCCUAUGCGUUUCCUGAGCGUGCAGAUAUUGCGUUCAUGAGGCGAAUUUUUAGUAGCCGAGGCGUUGUGCCACAGCCUCCGGCUGUUCUACUCUCAGAGAGUGUAGAACCUGGUAAAUGUUGGCCUAUGGCUGGAUCCAGCGGAUAUAUCGGCAUCAAGCUCUCAUACACUAUCUUCGUCACCAAUGUUACGGUGGAUCAUGUCCCUACUACUUCACUGCGGGAUGUACGGACUGCUCCUCGGUCUCUGCUGCUGUGGGGUUUGGCGCAGGAUGAAUCGGUGAAACGGGAAGCGCUAGACGUCGAGUUGUUCCAGUCUUUACCGGCUACGCUGAAGGAAACUUCCCUCAGGGAUACACCCUCAUUCUGCUGGGCAGUUUGCAGUAUGAUGCUUUGA